CGGCAGAUGCUGCAUUAUUUGAGGUUGGAAUCGACAGUGUAAACUUGAAUUGCGAAUGUCACUGAUCAUAUGAAUUUACGUUCGCAUAUUUGUAUGUAGAGAUUUCAUAACGAAAUUUGAACUCUCUGAAGUUCGAAGAUAAUAGUUCAUUAUUUUUAAAGUUACAAAUAUACAGCAAAAUGAACGUGCGUUCUUUAUUAAGGUUAAACUCCAUCGUCGGAAACGUUAAUUUUGAUAAACGCAGAUUUUACUGCAGCAGAAAUGUAUUGAAGCUUCACGAAAGGGGCAUGUACGAGGAUAUAUUUCCCGAUACUAGUACAAAUGAAAUAGUAGAUUUACUGAACAAAUCAUCCCAAUGUGUUUAUGCUGGCUUUGAUCCAACAGCAGACAGUUUACAUAUCGGCAAUCUACUCAUCCUAAUGAAUCUUUUACAUUGGCAAAGAGCAGGACAUCAAGUUAUAGCUCUUGUUGGUGGAGCUACCGGUUUAAUAGGCGAUCCUAGUCAUAGAAAAUCUGAACGCAUCGAAAUAGAAAGAUAUGUAAUUGAAGAGAACAUCAAAUCUAUUACAAAGAACAUAGAGACCAUAUUUAAUAAUCAUAGAUACUACUUUUGGAAAAAGGAAACGGCACUGAAGCCUCUAAUUAUAGUAAACAAUUUGGAUUGGUAUACAAAUGUAAAUGUCAUUGAAUUUAUCAAAAGUAUUGGAAAAUAUUUUCGGAUGGGCACAAUGCUAGGUAGGUCUUCUGUCCAGGCAAGAUUAAAUUCUGAGACAGGGAUGAAUUUCACUGAAUUCACAUAUCAAGUAUUCCAAGCAAAUGAUUGGCUUCAAUUGAUGAAAAAUUACAAGUGUCGCUUCCAAAUUGGUGGUAGCGAUCAGAUGGGUAAUAUUAUGUCUGGAUACGACCUGAUCACGAAAAGUAUGCGAAAAGAAGUUUACGGUAUAACGUUGCCGCUCAUAACAGCUGAAGGUGGAAAGAAAUUUGGGAAGUCUCUUUUGAAUGCGGUGUGGUUAUCUCCAACGAAAUCCUCAAGCUUCCAAUUGUAUCAAUAUUUCAUCAGAGCUAAAGAUUCCGACGUUGAAAAGUUCUUAAAACUGUUCACAUUUAUACCGUUGAAUAAUAUUACUGAAAUUGUAAAGAAUCAUAUGAAUGAUCCAGAGCAGAGAAGAGCACAGAAAUUAUUAGCGGAGCAAGUUACACUUUUAGUACAUGGAGAGGAUGGACUAUUGGCUGCAAAGCGUGCAUCUGCAGCAUUGUAUGAAAAAUCAAUUGAAUCAUUUGUAAGAUUAAAUGCAUCGGAACUAAUAGAUGUGUUUGAAGGCGCAACUAUAGUAGAUGUCUUAUCUCAGCCAGGAAUUACCAUAUACGAGCUAGCAAAAAAGGCAAAAUGCUUUAAAACUGAUCGUGAUGCUGAACGAAUCAUAACAGCAGGUGGAUUUUAUGUAAAUUAUCAAAAAAUUACUAAUUUAAAUGAGGUAAUUGUACCUGGCAUUCAUAUACUAAGCAAUAAUGUAUCAUUGUUGAGAGUUGGUAAAAAGACGUAUCAUAUAGUUCGAUGGCAAUAAGAU
Trachymyrmex septentrionalis is the source of this 1568-nucleotide messenger RNA. RefSeq names its product tyrosine--tRNA ligase, mitochondrial (gene TyrRS-m). The transcript is spliced from 3 exons. The record is from RefSeq and is a predicted model, not a curated record. Gene Ontology annotation, molecular function: ATP binding; RNA binding; tyrosine-tRNA ligase activity. Bases 180 to 1565 code for a protein of 461 amino acids. Gene Ontology annotation, biological process: tyrosyl-tRNA aminoacylation. NCBI's taxonomy places the organism in Eukaryota, Metazoa, Arthropoda, Insecta, Hymenoptera, Formicidae. Gene Ontology annotation, cellular component: cytosol; mitochondrion.